Exophiala dermatitidis NIH/UT8656 is the source of this 1896-nucleotide messenger RNA. RefSeq names its product cytochrome P450. NCBI's taxonomy places the organism in Eukaryota, Fungi, Ascomycota, Eurotiomycetes, Chaetothyriales, Herpotrichiellaceae. The coding region runs from base 1 to 1896 and encodes 631 amino acids. The record is from RefSeq and is a predicted model, not a curated record. Gene Ontology annotation, molecular function: oxidoreductase activity, acting on paired donors, with incorporation or reduction of molecular oxygen; heme binding; monooxygenase activity. The transcript has a single exon.
AUGUCAUCAAUAUCGGCAUCAAAAUCGACAGCAAGAGCCAUUCUACAAUGGACGAUCGAAAACUGCAUCUCUCACCCCUGGGAGGCCCUUGUUGCGAUCAUCACUAUCAUAUGCCUGACGACCCGGAUCGUGAGCGGUCUGAAAUUCCGCCGUGCCUUGACAUCAAACUCUCACCAGACCUCAAGGCCUAAUACAAACACCUCAGGUCAGCAAAGUACACUUCUCCAAACAGUCCCCACGCUCCCCUACUGGAUCCCAUGGCUCGGCCACGCAAUAUCAUUCACAACCGGAGUAACAUCCUUUCUAGGCCACCAAACACGCCUACUCGGAACGCACAGUGGGAUCUUCGCACUCAAACUCGGCGGGACGAAACACAACAUCGUCACAAUCCCCAGUCUGGCGCAACAGAUCCUAAACGACCUCCAGCCCGACGCGCCGACGAGCAUGAAACCAUUCAUAAUCCGAGCCCUAAAAUACGUCUGGGCGGACCGAGGGUCCUUGGGUACAAUUGACCCGCCUAGUGCCCUCUGGGGCGACAUCCAUGCCGUCAUGUCGAGUAUGUUGCGCGAAAAGUUUCUGGGCCCUGCUCUGAAACGGGCCGUCGCGGCAGUUGAGGAAAGGACGUGGAAUCUUGUGUCGGAGGCUCAGAGUCCCGUUGAUCAAAGUGUUUGGGAACGCGAAGCGAACGUAGUUCCUAUCUCUGGUAUCGACGGCGGCAGCCUUUCUCCUGCUCCUCAACAUCAGACUCAAUUCGGUGGAUUGGUCGCAGAAGCAAACCUCCACACUCUAAUCCGCUACUUCGUAGGCGACAUCGCCAGCACGAUCCUGUUCGGCCGUGACUUCAUGGACAACAACCCUCGAAUCAUGCAAGACCUCUGGGAAAUGGAUUCACGAUUCAACCUAUUCAUGGCCGGGAUGCCAGGUUGGUUUCCCGGCAUGCGCUCGGCAUCCAUGGCGCGCGAGCGCGUGAUUCACGCGGUACAGGAACACCACGACGCACUGUAUCGGUAUCUUGAUGGCAAUGAUCCAGGCUACCGAUGGACAGACAUGUCGGACGUGUCGUCUGUGAUUGUCGACCGGGCACUUGCGUUGCGGAAAGCCAAUGCGAGUCCAAGGGCCUAUGGGGCCCUCGACACUGCUGUUUUGUGGGCCAUGAAUGUUAAUGCGAACCAAGUGAUUUUUUGGUUGUUGUGGCAUGUGUACUCGGAGUCAGCUUCGAUGAAUCUGUUAGCAGACAUUCGCGCCGAACUCGCUCCGUACGUCAAGUUGCGAAAACCAGAAACAAGAGGGUUGAUUAACGAGGCUCCCAAACUUGAGAUUGUGGACCUCGAUGCCCUGUGGACAAAAUGCCCGCUUCUCAAAGGCGCCUUUUUCGAAUCUAUGCGUCUCGAGUCCCAGAGCGUCAGUUACAAGGAAGUACUUAGGGAUUUUGUGGUGACCGAGUCGCUAGAUGAUGCAGGGCGGCUUGGUCGACCCGAUGGCCAUCAGGAGUCGUGGCUCUUGCGCAAAGGCGAGUUUGUGUGUAUUCCGCAUGGCGUUCAUCAGACGGACCCCAAGUAUUUUGCGGAUCCGGAGAAAUUUGAUCCAAGGAGGUUUUGGACGAAAAUAAAUCGCUCCGAUGGAACGGACAACGGCACUGGAAAAGAGAGCCACAGCAACAUUCGCGUCGAUUAUGGCACCAUGAGAGUCUUCGGCGGUGGUCGACACAUCUGUAAAGGAAAGACGUUUGCGGAGCGCGAAGUCGUCUUGUUUGCUGCCGCUAUUCUCAUGCAGUGGGAUAUGACGCCGGUAGACAACAAUGGGCGCUGGGUGCAUCCGGGAACGAAACCGGGCAUUGGGACUUUGAGUCCAUUGCAUGAUGUGAGUGUCAGGUUGUCGAGGAGAGAGGAGUGGUGA